Messenger RNA from Ahaetulla prasina, 3345 nucleotides. It is a transcript of the gene SH3GLB2, whose product is annotated as SH3 domain containing GRB2 like, endophilin B2. Gene Ontology annotation, biological process: membrane organization. Bases 160 to 1389 code for a protein of 409 amino acids. Gene Ontology annotation, cellular component: cytoplasm; membrane. The record is from RefSeq and is a predicted model, not a curated record. Gene Ontology annotation, molecular function: protein binding. The transcript has 12 exons. NCBI's taxonomy places the organism in Eukaryota, Metazoa, Chordata, Lepidosauria, Squamata, Colubridae.
UCGAGGCUGGCGGCCGUUCGCUGGCGUUGCUCUCCGCCUCCGCCGCCUCCUCCUCCUCCUCCUCCUCGCCUGCCCGCAGCGCCAGCCCAGCCCAGCCGGCUUGCUCUGCUGCGGGGAGAACCAGCCAGCCCGCCGUCGCCUCGCCUCGCCUCUUUUCCCAUGGAUUUCAACAUGAAGAAGCUGGCCUCGGAUGCGGGGGUCUUCUUCACCCGGGCGGUGCAGUUCACAGAGGAGAAGCUCGGUCAGGCCGAGAAGACAGAAUUAGACGCACAUUUUGAGAAUCUCCUGGCUCGAGCUGACACCACCAAAAACUGGACGGAGAAGAUCUUACGACAGACGGAAGUCCUGCUUCAACCAAAUCCCAGUGCCCGAGUUGAAGAGUUCCUCUAUGAGAAGCUGGACCGGAAAGUCCCAUCUCGGGUCACCAAUGGGGAACUUCUAGCUCAGUACAUGAUGGAAGCGGCCAGCGACUUUGGAGCCACCUCUCCCUAUGGCAAAACUCUCAUCAAAGUUGGCGAGACCGAACGGCGUCUGGGAGGAGCUGAGAGGGACUUCAUCCAUGGGGCUUCCAUUAAUUUCCUGACUCCGCUGCGCAACUUCCUGGAAGGAGACUGGAGGACCAUUUCGAAAGAGAGAAGGAUCCUGCAAAACCGUCGGCUGGACCUGGACGCUUGCAAAGCUCGGCUGAAGAAAGCGAAGGCCGCGGAAGCGAAGGCCGCGGCGGUGCCCGACUUUCAAGAGACUAGACCGCGUAAUUACAUUCUCUCCGCCAGCGCAGCCGCGCUUUGGAGUGACGAGGUGGAAAAAGCGGAACACGAGCUUCGGCUGGCCCAGACGGAAUUUGAUCGACAGGCAGAAGUCACUCGGCUUCUUUUGGAAGGAAUCAGCAGCACGCAUGUCAACCACCUCCGAUGUCUCCACGAGUUUGCAGAAGCUCAGACCACGUACUACGCUCAAUGCUACCAAUACAUGUUGGAUCUCCAGAAGCAACUGAAUAGCUCCAGAGGAGAAAUGUUGCCAGGGACUUUUGUGGGCAACGCAGAGUCCACGUCGCCCCCGCCCAACGCUGCUUCCCCGACAGCCAUGGUUGCCGCCACGGGGCCCGCUGUGCCCACCCUCCCGGUGGUGCCCACGAUCGCUGGAGCACCCAAUUCGGCUCCGGUGGUUGAAGCUCUGAACCCCAGCGAGGUGAAGCCCCCCAGCAGCGGGACCCGGAAAGCCCGAGUGUUGUAUGACUACGAUGCAGCCGACAGCAGCGAGCUCUCUCUACUCUCGGAUGAGAUGAUCACUGUGUACAGUCUCCCAGGGAUGGACCCAGACUGGCUGAUAGGAGAGAGGGGGAACAAGAAAGGCAAAGUGCCCGUCACCUACUUAGAACUGCUGAGCUAAACGCGCCUGGCAAGGACUCUGCAAGCAAAUCACCUCUUUUCUUCUUCUUCUUCUUCUUUUUUUGGGAAACUGAUUUCAUUCCGAGAUCCCUCGCUCUCACUAUUUAUUAUUAUUAUUAUUGUUGUUGUUGAUAUUAUUAUUUGGGGUUCUUAGGUUGUGUGGAUUAAGGCCCCAAAGGGACGGUGGUGAAUCACUUCCAUUCUCCAGGGUUUCAGGGACUCCCCUCCAAUUAUCCUAGUUGGCUUUGAGAAUUGUUGGGAGCACCCCCAGCUCAUUGGAGAUAGUGGGUCAUGAGGACUAGCCACUUUAGAGACCCUUCCUUCCUUCCCAUCUUAAUUUCUCCUUCCAUCUUUCCUCCCUCUUUCCAUCCUUCCUCCUUCCCUUUCUCCUUUUCUCUUUCUCUUCUUUCCUUCUCCAUCUUACUCCCUCUCCUUUCUUUUCCCCUCUUUUCUUCCUUCCUUUCUCCCCCUCUCCUUCCUUCCUUCCUUCCCUUUUUUCUCACCCUAUUUUUUUUCUUUAUAUUUUUCGGAGCCUUCAAUCGAUUGUAGACAUUCCAGGCAGGGGGGUGGGGGGGGUGAGAAAUGUGGGGAGAGAAGGGGGGGGUGUUUCUGACCACAGGCCGAGCCUUCCCCCCCCACCCCUCAACUCGGAGCCAGUCGGAGAAGAAAGUUGUCACCUCGGAGGCACAGACGACCCAUCCUUGUCCGGUCCAUCUUUUCGAUAGAAAGAUCCUAACAAUUUCACGAAGAAAAGAGAUGGAAUUUGCAACUCUUGGACUGAAGUUUCUUUUAACCGUCAGGCUUUGAUUAUCUGGCCAUGCACCAGUUUUUCCACACCUUUGUGUUUUUUUCUCUUGCACUGUCUUCAAGUGUGCAAAUCCACACACACACACAUAGCAAACACAUCUGCCUGCAGGUUGAGGAGCCUGGACUUUUGUCAAAUCUCGUCACGCUCCAUAGCUCCAAUCCUCGGGGCGCUUCUCCCAAACUCGAAGCCAUACGUAGUACCAGUGUAACCUAGCACAGAGCAUGGAGCAGAUUCGGCCGCCGUCCUGCUGCCCGAGGCCGCGUGGUUCAAAGCUUGACCGGUGCUUUUUUUCCUUUGCACUUUUAGGCUGAUGUCGGGUUGCAGAGCCCUUUCCGUAAAUGCAAUAUAUUUUGAACGACUUGCAAACGUUUCUUUUUGCUUGGCGGCCUGUCUCUUUGUCCGUUCUCCCACUUGGGCUUCGUUUUAUUAUUUCUUCCGAGUUUCUUCUUCAGAAAACCACACAGAGCAUGGGACAUUGCCAAAUCUUUUGGGGCAGAUACGUUGGGCAGGCGGAAGACUCUCACCGGUGCGAUCUCCGGGCAAAAAAAUAAAUAAAUCCUGUGGUUUUCACAAUACUUAAAAAAAUACUUCUGAAUAAUCAGGUUCCACCCGCAGGAGCUCAGAAGCUGCUUUGGGGGGGGGAGCCAAAAUCAUGAAUCCUAGAAACAAAGAGAUUGGAUCUGAAGCUGUUAUUAGCAGCAGGGGGAUCUCCCCCCCCCCAUAUAAAACACUUUAUUAUCCUUUUCUAAGUUAUAGAUGUUCUUUCCUGUGUGCUCGGUUUAAAGCUUCUGCACGGUUUCCCCCCCAAUUUGAAUGGGGUUUGGGGUUGUUGGGGGUUUUUUUUGCAUUCUCCGGUGCUUGGCAUGUAUCCCACCCGUCCGAGUCAGGAACCCCGCUGGGGCCACGGAUCUGGGAAACCUCACCAGGGGGAAGCAGCAAGUAACCCGAGGCCCAUUUUUCUGGGUGUCUGGGGACCUCUGGGAUGCCCCCUCCCCAAUCCUUCCUUGCAAACUGUUCGUAUUCUGCUUUUUUUCUUUGUCGAGUUCCUUUAACAAUUGCAAACUUUGAAAUGGGCUGAAUGCUCAGAUGUGAAAGAUGCCCGACACUCUUGUUACUGCGAUCUUUGAUUAAUAAAAAGUUAGAGCUGCC